AUGCCAAAAAUUAUUUCUACAUUAGAAGGAAUGACUAACAAACAUGCACCCAUUGAAAGAGCAUCACGAUCUAAACGAAAACUAUUAAGAAAACCUUGGAUUUCUAAAGGAAUAUUUCAAUCUGUUAAAGAAAAGCAGCGUUUGUUUAAAACUCAUUUUUUUUCUGGCGACCCCCUUAAAAUUAAAUAUUAUAAAGCUUACAAUAAUAAACUUACUAAAAUCAAGGACUUAGCCGAGCAGAAAUACUUUAAGGAACAGUUUGAAAUUAACAAAGACAAUAUGAAAACAACAUGGAAAAUGAUUGACUUAUUAAUAAAUAGAAAGAGAAAAAACUGCCCUACAAUAAGUAAGAUAGUCUAUAACGACAAAUGUUAUACAUCUAAAUUGAGCAUAUGUAAUCAGCUCAAUACAUAUUUUGUUAAUGUAGGCCCAACUUUAUCAGCGCAACUACCAAAUCAUAUUAACUCUAAUCCUACAAGUUAUAUUACCAGAAAUUUUCCAAACAGUUUUAUGUUUAGGUAUAUUCACUCGCAUGAAGUGCGUGACUUAAUUACGAACCUAACAACUGAUAAGUCAUGUACAGGAGUCCCUGCAAAGUGCUUUAAGGUGGCCGGAGACCACAUCUAUGAGGCAAUGACUAAAGUUUAUAAUCUUUCCAUAGAGCAAGGUAUUGUGCCUGACAUUCUCAAAAUUUCCAAAGUAACCCAGUGGACAAAGGUGGUGAUAUCACUGACCCGACUAACUUUCGCCCUAUCUCAGUACUUUCUAUAUUUGCACAGAUUUUUGAAAAACUGGUAUGUAAACAGUUAACAAGCUAUGUUGAAAAAUAUGCCAUUUUAAGUCAAUACCAGUUCGGCUUCAGGAAGGGCAGAUCGACUGAACAAGCCAUUCUAGAAAUCACUGACAAUUUGAAACAAGCAAUAGAUAAUAACUUACUCACAUGCGGAGUCUUUCUCGACUUCGCUAAGGUCUUAGAUACUGUCAACCAUGCUAUACUGUUAAAUAAAUUAGAGAAAUACGGUGUUCGGGGAAUCCCAUUGAGUUGGUUUACUAGUUAUCUUACCAAUAGACAGCAAUAUGUUAGCAUUGACGGUUUGGAAUCUUCUAAACAAACUAUUAAAUGGCCGUUAACAAAACCCGGAUCGGAUUGCUCGGAUCGGAUCGGAUCGGACUCCGGAUCGGAUCGGAUCGGACUAGUAUCUUCACUUUUGGUGCAGAAGAAUUAUUUUGACAAAAGCUGCUUUAACAAUGACACAGGUGGCUCGGACAUUUUCAUCUAGUAAACUUCUAUUCAGUCACGAAAUGGAGGUUUCAGCUUUCAGAUGAGUUUACUUCUAAACAUGUAAUCCGUGUCUGUCUGUAAUACAAAUCAGUGACAAGAAGAUGCAUGCCAACAGCAGUUCUCGAAGGACCGGUAGCUAGUAGUGGGCCGGGCUGUGUUGAACGUAGAAUUUAUGUGCGUUUCUGCAGCAAAUAACCUUGAAAGGAAACGUGUUUAAAUGCUCAUGCUAAUUUCUGCUGAUGCACAAGUGACACCUAAAGGGCCGGAUAUGUUGCAGAAAACACAGAAGCGAACAAUCGAAGAAUCUCGUUUCACAGUAUUUGUAAUAAACAAUUUUAAUAUCGUACCUUUGCUCUUCAUUUUUGACGUUUCAAUUGCCUCCUCUGAAAAGGAAACCGUUCAAGUAGGCUCAGAAAAUAACGAGAUCACUUUACAAUAAAAAAAGAGAAAAGAAACACUAAAUUAGUUACAGAAGAUUGUAUACAUACUUUUCUCUCCGCCAUCUUCAUUCCGGGGGAUGUCACGUGACCAUUUUUGGCGGGAAUUUAAGGCGAAUUGCCAGUCCGAUCCGAUCCGUAAUCCGAUCCGAUCCGAUCCGGGUUUUGUCAACGGCCCUAUUAAAUGUGGUAUCCCGCAAGGCAGUUCUCUUGGUCCCCUCCUUUUUCUACUAUACAUUAAUGAUAUCCCUAACUGCUCCGAUAAAUUGUCCUUUAGAAUAUUUGCAGAUGAUACCAAUAUUUUUGUGUCUUCCUCAAAUGCUGUGGAAUUACAAAACUUAAUUAACCAUGAAUUAUCCAAAGUUAAAGAAUGGUGUGACUUAAACAAGCUAUCCAUCAACUUCAAGAAAACUAAUUAUAUGAUAAUUAAGUCACCUAAAAAGAAGACAAAUAUAACAUGGGAUGUAAAAUUAAGUAACAAUGAUGGCUCCAACUACGGCUUAGAAAAGAGAACUUACAUAAAAUAUUUGGGCGUACUUAUAGAUGACACGCUAUCAUGGAAAUAUCAGGUUUCUUAUUUAUGUACUCGAAUUUCUAGAAACACAGGAAUUGUUGGCAAACUCAGACACUGCACCUCCCUUUUACAACUUAAACAACUAUACUACAACCUGAUCUAUCCCUAUAUAUCUUAUGUGAUAACCUCCUGGGGCAGUGCAUUUACUACUCAAAUUAAAAAAAUCCAAACAAAACAAAAUGAUGUUAUCCGCCUUAUGUUCUUUGUCACCUUGUUUGGACCAGAUACAGACAGUGCAUUACCAUUACUUAAUUUAUUGGAUUUACUUACUGUUACAAAUAUCUAUUAA
This is a messenger RNA of Porites lobata, 2582 nucleotides long. NCBI's taxonomy places the organism in Eukaryota, Metazoa, Cnidaria, Anthozoa, Scleractinia, Poritidae. The record is from the annotation of a GenBank genome assembly.